This is a messenger RNA of Mizuhopecten yessoensis (Yesso scallop), 1008 nucleotides long. RefSeq lists its product as uncharacterized. NCBI's taxonomy places the organism in Eukaryota, Metazoa, Mollusca, Bivalvia, Pectinida, Pectinidae. Bases 119 to 763 code for a protein of 214 amino acids. The record is from RefSeq and is a predicted model, not a curated record. The transcript has 4 exons.
GAGGCGGCAGAGGCGUCUAGGCCGACAUAACAUUAGAUAAUAAACAAAUUCACAAAGAGUAUUUAAACCAGUAUUUCAUCGGGAGUACCAAACACGCUCGGAGACAAAUACAAUAUACAUGAUGAACGCCCUACUUGUGGCCUUAGGUGUGGCUUUAAGUGCAACUUGUAGCCAUGCCCUUGGAGAGAAGAUAUACCUCAGAGAUGAACAUAAUAAUUACUGGCCUAUGAGCACCAGUCGUGCUGAGAUUGGAGGCUCUACUCGGACCCCUGAGGCUGGAAGUAUCAUCAUCGGUUUGGACGUAUUUCGGAAUUUACUACAGCGAUUCAUCUAUAAACAAAAGAAUAACCGGAUGCCUACUGCCCAUCGGGCAGAGAAACCAGUUGUCGACAUGACGAGCCCAUUUCAAAAUGAUGGAAAAUCAUCUGCGUAUUACAGCAAACGAGACAAGAACUUACAGAACCAUCCAGGCAGCCAACCUACCCAGGCAAGCAUCGGAACACAGGGGUUUGCUGAUCCCAAGAACCCUUUCAAGGGAAAAGUCUAUAACAGUCCAAUGCCAGUCAAUGCUGCCCCGGCCCCAGUCAAAGCUGCUCCUGUAGACUAUAUGAGCCCAUUUCGUAAUUCAGGAACCUCCUCCGCCUACUUCAAGAACUUGGAUCAGAACGCACAUAACUUCCCUGUUAACCAACCAACGCAAGAGGAGCUCGGACAAGAGGGCUUUGUUAAUCCGGCAGAUAUGUUCAAUAAAGUGUAUGUGUAGGUGGCCACAUCGAUGCUGUGACAAAGCAACGCACACUUCCACGGCUCAGCUUGCUUGCUUAUGAGACCAAGAACUAUCAUUUGUUUAUGUAUGAUAACGCAUACAUUGUCUACACACUACCACCAAAGCCUAUUGUCAUGUAUUUGUGACAACAUUGACACUUUUUCAUGUUUAUCCUAAAUUUACUUUGGGUGAUAAUUUCAUCAAGAAAAAUACAUUUGACAAAAUAAAUUCAUUUCAGUUUA